Gaeumannomyces tritici R3-111a-1 is the source of this 1928-nucleotide messenger RNA. Its product is annotated as cross-pathway control protein 1. Bases 797 to 1528 code for a protein of 243 amino acids. Gene Ontology annotation, molecular function: DNA-binding transcription factor activity, RNA polymerase II-specific; RNA polymerase II cis-regulatory region sequence-specific DNA binding. The transcript has 2 exons. The record is from RefSeq and is a predicted model, not a curated record. Gene Ontology annotation, cellular component: transcription regulator complex. Lineage: Eukaryota; Fungi; Ascomycota; Sordariomycetes; Magnaporthales; Magnaporthaceae. Gene Ontology annotation, biological process: positive regulation of cellular response to amino acid starvation.
GCCUGAAAAUUACAAAAAGUGGAAGGCUGCGCUUCCCCUCCUCCAUCCAGUCCCCUCCCUCUUUUUUUUCUUCCCCAACCCAAAUGCACUCAUCAGCCCAGACAAAACUACCAUCAACAUCCAUCAAGAUGUUGUAAACACGCUCCCCUAAAGCUCCCGCGUUUGCGCACCAACCGCCAAAAUUCAGUCCCUACUCCCACCAGCAGUUUGCAAACUCCCCACUCAUCACUCGUCAGAGUCCUCAGUUCUCCCUGUAAAGGAAGACCUGAACUUCACCACGGCUAGUCACAGCUUCGGCUCCAGUUCAAACACCGUCACCAUUCCCGUCCAAGACUACCCAGUCUUCACCACGGAUUCACAACAGUCACCAUGGCUCCCCUCCAGUUCACCCAGCCUGCCGGCAGCAUCCGCGCAACAACCCCAACAGCAAGCAUUUCCGAGCCAGGACUUUGUGCUGUUCGAUACGCCCAAGCGAUCUCAUCAACCUAGUCGGUCUGUCUCGCACUCUGUGGCCACCCGAAGUGCCUCUCACAAUCAUCGUCACCAUCCGCACGCCGCCUCUCCCUCCGUGCAGAACCAAAGAGUAGCACAGAUCAUCCAGGCCACUGGACAUUCCACAUCACCUACGGCAUACACCAAUCGGUUCACCCACUCGGCGCAGACCCCUGGACAGUUUUACUCGUCGGCCCCCUCGUCAACCGUUGCUCUGAACACCGACCAACUCCGUGCUGUCCGCCCGCCUGUGCCCCUAUUCUCCCAGAGUACCGGUAAUAUCAACACGCACACGCAAGGCAAGAUGAACGCCCAAGACCUCUCGUUCGAGGACUUCACCGCCUUCGAGGGCGGCGUGUCCGCGUUCUCGUCUCCGGCCAUGCACGGCGUGUUCGACAUCAACAGCUCCAGCUCGGUCAGCAACAUGGGCACGGUCUCGCCGCAGGAUCUGCUCCUGCAGGAGCCUUUCAUGUCGGCUCCCAACUCGAGCGCUCUGACUGCGUUGACCUCACCAUCUCUCUAUCACGGGUCUCCCGAGUUCGGCGACGGCAGCUACGAUGUAUCUCCCAACAUCUCUGGCAACGACAUCGACUCUGCAACCGACGUCUGGUAUCCGCUCUUCCCUCAGACCGGCGACAACAUCAACAGCAACACGACGGUCACCCAGCUUGCUCGGAACCCUGCCCCUCAACCGCAGCGGACCCAGCUGUCUCCUACUUCGGGGUCUGAUGACGUUGAACCUGUGGAGCGCUCACCUGCACCUCGUCGCAAGUCUGGCAACUCGCCAACAUCUGGCCGUCACUCUUCUGUUGCCGGUGUCAACUCUCGUCGACGCGACAAGCCCCUGCCGCCAAUCGUCGUCGAGGACCCUUCGGACAUUGUGGCCAUGAAGCGUGCGCGAAACACACUGGCUGCUCGCAAGUCCCGGGAGCGCAAGGCCAUGCGCUUUGAGGAGCUCGAAGAGAAGAUUGCCAAGCUCGAGGCUGAGCGAGACCAUUGGAAGACCGUUGCUCAGUCACUGGGUGCUGCGCCUUGACGAAACCGAUCCUAAGUGUUGAUUCGCUUUUAUUGUGCUCGCUAUCAUCUUGAGUGAACUGGAGGGAGGAGAGUUUGUUCCUCCCAAACAAAACAACAAAAUAAUGGGGAGGCUGCAGUGGCAGUUGAUUUCUUUUCCUACUUUCCUUCUGUUUACAUUUCGGUGGGGUUUGCUAGCUACGGCUACCCAGGCAAAGGGGUAUAUUCGGUUUUGGUUUCAUUUCAGUCUUGUUUUCAUAGUUAUUUUCUGUCAUGUCGUAGUCUCAGCGUCUCGACUUUGAAGCGAGCGCUAUCUCUCUGCGUGCUCAGUCGUACAAGCAAAGUUUCUUGACAUGGUCCUGACCAAUCAAUCGAUGUCUCGUAGUGAUGUGCUGUGGGUGAAUUCUGCCUUGGGCCACUUG